Parnassius apollo (apollo) is the source of this 993-nucleotide messenger RNA. The record is from the annotation of a GenBank genome assembly. Lineage: Eukaryota; Metazoa; Arthropoda; Insecta; Lepidoptera; Papilionidae.
AUGGAAAAAACAAACAUCACUUUACGAAAACACAAAUCUAAAUCAGUUACAGAUCUUUCAAUAAUUAUCGAUGAAUGCAAUGUAAAUUAUUCGAAUCCUUUCGACACAUCUACGCUAAGUUUACCAAACACUUCCAUCACGGAAAAUGACUACACAAAAAACUUACAACGUCAAAUUAAUGAACAGAAAUUAUUACUGGAAUCUGCUAACGAAGAAGUGGAGCGAUUAUCUCUAGAAAAUAUAGAUCUAAAAAAAACUCUAGCCCAAAGAGAAAAUACUCUAAGUUUAAUGAAAAAAAUUGGUAUUUCUGAAAAUUCAGUAAUGUCUUCUCCGGUCAUAAAAAGAAUUAAAAACUUUAUAUCUGUGGGUAAAACUCCUACAAAAACAAAUUCCAUAUCCCCUAAGACAAGUAUUACACAAGUAAUUAAUCUUGAAAACAAAAUUAAGAAACUUGAACAAGAAUUGGAAGAUGCUAACAGACAAAUAGAAAAAUUAAACCAAAAUAUAAAAAAAUUACAGGGUAAUGUAAUAUGCUCCACAACAAAAAAAGAAGCCAAAGAGUACACCGAAAAUCAUUCCACGUGCACCACAGACCUGACACCUUCGCAAUUUCAAACAAAAAUAAUAGUAAAGAAUGGAAUAAGCUCCAUGAUUCCAACAUACAGCACUAAGAAAAAAAUAUUUAUCAUCGCAGAUCAACAGGGUCGAGGAGUUCGUCACUGCCUUCAAAACCUUAUCGGAGAUGAAUUUUUAGUCACUUCUCUAUGGAAACCGGGUGCGAAAACGUAUGAUCUAUUAUCCUCAUUUAAACAGGAAUUGUUGUCACUCACAAGUAAAGAUUACGUCAUAAUUAUGGGGGGAAUUAAUGACAAAAAUCCAUUUGAAUUUAAGUGUAAUAUAGAAGUUUAUUUGAAUUCUUUAUCAAAUACAAAUGUAAUUAUAUCCGAAAUUCCAUAUAACAAACUUUUAAAUGAAAAAAAAAUUAAAUUAUGA